Dinoponera quadriceps is the source of this 2534-nucleotide messenger RNA. RefSeq names its product ras-related protein Rab-5C (gene Rab5). Bases 16 to 981 code for a protein of 321 amino acids. Gene Ontology annotation, molecular function: GTPase activity; GTP binding. The record is from RefSeq and is a predicted model, not a curated record. The transcript has 6 exons. Lineage: Eukaryota; Metazoa; Arthropoda; Insecta; Hymenoptera; Formicidae.
GUCGUACGGCGACAGAUGGCGCUUCAGGCGCGUCGCGUCGUAGAUACGCCUCAUAACAAGUCAUCGUGUCCAGAUUGCUUCCUAUUUGUCCGUAGUGGUCGGUACGUAUACGCUCGUGAAUCGUGGGGAAGAAGAAAGCCCAAAUCGGGACGAGAGUCUCUCGCAGCAAUAUCCGCCGAGAUUCGCGUUCGCCCAGCAUCGCCGUUCGAGCCGUCGCGUGAUUCGCGACGCCGAUCGAGUAGUCGCGCCCGCAUCGCCGCCGCGACCUUCGGAAACGAGGCAGAACGAACGGCGAAAAGUGACGCAGCACCGUAUGCACCGCGCGUGUCGGUGAUCAUGGCGAAUCGGGGUACAGCUCAAAGGCCAAAUGGAUCGACGCAAGGAAAAAUCUGUCAGUUUAAGUUAGUUUUACUUGGCGAAUCAGCAGUUGGGAAGUCGAGCCUUGUUUUAAGGUUUGUCAAAGGACAAUUUCACGAGUAUCAGGAGAGUACAAUCGGCGCUGCAUUUUUAACGCAAACUGUAUGCCUGGAUGACACAACGGUAAAAUUUGAAAUUUGGGAUACCGCGGGGCAAGAGCGUUAUCAUAGUCUUGCACCAAUGUAUUAUCGUGGUGCACAAGCAGCCAUUGUUGUGUAUGAUAUAACAAACCAGGAUACAUUCUCGCGCGCCCAGACAUGGGUGAAGGAAUUGCAGCGCCAAGCCAGUCCAAGCAUAGUAAUAGCAUUAGCUGGAAACAAAGCAGAUUUGGCAAAUAAAAGAGUCGUCGAAUACGAUGAAGCUCAAACAUACGCAGAUGAAAAUGGCCUUCUUUUCAUGGAAACAUCUGCUAAGACGGCGAUGAACGUCAAUGAUAUAUUCCUUGCAAUUGCUAAAAAACUUCCGAAGAACGAACAAUCGGGAAGUGCAAGUACGAGUGGUCAAGGCCGUCGAUUAGUUGAGUCGGAUGGGCAAAAGGCAGCAACCGGCAAUUGCUGCAAGUGAUUAUCUAAAUCCCAUAUAUAUUCAACUCGGCUCUUUUGCCUUCUUUAUAUUUAUUGGAAUAUAAAGGAAAUAGGCCGAAAUGUGGCAGGCUGGGGCUAAAUAAGGUGAAAAGCGCGAAUUGAAAGUAAGAUCUAAUAAUCGAUAGUGUAUCGUGACGCGCAAUGACAUAAUCAAUUCUGCACGAACAAAACGAAGUAAAAAGAAAAGGGCAAGAAGAUAUAUUGAUACGUAAUACUGUCGAAAGACGACGUGCGUUAAUAUAUAGCAAUUCAUGUAUAUGACCAUCAAAUUUAUAAUCCGCAUGAUAUAAAUAUAUCUACAAUGUUUUGCUGUACAAUAUAUUUAGCUAGGCAUUGGCAGUCUCUUGUAAUGAAAAAGUGGUUCACGUCAAGUAUAUACGUGAAGAGGAAAUCGUUUUAAAAUUUAUGAUAUUUCCAUCUCAAUGAUGUAUCUGUAUAUUUAUUUGUUCUUGAAAGUUUUUCUUUAACAAUUGUUAUAUCUGUUUGAACUUAUCCGAUGUAUUAACUUUUAAUAUAGCAAUUCUUCGUAUGAUCAAAUGAAUUCCUUGCAAUAAUUAAAUCUAUAGCAAUAUAAUAUUAUUUCUUUGUUUUGCUGCAUUUAAUAAUAUUAUACGGUUUCGUUGUUAUAAAUCGUUCCUUUGUUCCUUGAGUAGCGAUCCUUUCGUAUUCUUCUAGUAUAUAUUUAUACUAGAUUUAAAUAUAAAUAUUGACGUUACUGCGAAAGAGCUUUGUUAAAAUCAAAGACUAUUAUUUGUGCAUGAAAAAAAAGACCGUAGUCCAUGUGAUACGAAAUGUAUCUGAAAGCAUAUUAUUAUUUUUCUACUAGUAUUCUCUCUCCUGUGUUUUAUUGUAUAUUAUUAACGGUUGAUAGAUGCAUUAUUCGAAGAUUCGAGAUAAAAAGGAAAUUAGCACUAAGUAUGCCUUAAUUGUAGGCAUAUCGUAGUGUUUAUACACACAACAACAACAACAACACAUACACACACAUAUUAUAUAUUAUAUAUAAUGCUACAUACACAUACACACAUGUUUGUAGAUAUUAUGAACUUGUAAAAAUUCUCCUCUUUCGAUGGAUUAUCCGUUUCCGACUGACAAAGGUGCUAUAUGAGAAUACAUGUGCAUGAUGCAUUAUGCAAGCUUGUGAAAAUUGUUUCUUGUGAUUUAUGGUAUCUCACACUCCCAUCCUGUGUGCAAUGAUUCUUAUAUAUUUGGAUUAUAUUUGAAAAAUAUGUUAUAAGGGGCAUAACAAUAGGAUGAAGAAGUAAAGCUGUUUAAAAUUAUUGCAAAAAAAUUCUCAGGGUAUAUAAUCUUUCCUCCACGACAUACAUAUAUCUCUGAUGUCAUUGUAUUUUAGUUAUAUAUUUAAUCUUAUUUCCACACGAUGAUAUAUUCUGUUGAAAAUAAUAUAGGUUCUAUAUUCCUAUGUAUAGAGAAGUUCUUGACAUUUGCCAGGCGAAUAAAAUGUCUAUAGUAGUUACAUCUUAUGCAUUGUAGAUACUCUACAACAAAUGUAAUACAGUACAUGAUGGAAUUGUA